Molecule: messenger RNA, 1079 nt
Organism: Wyeomyia smithii (pitcher-plant mosquito)
Lineage: Eukaryota; Metazoa; Arthropoda; Insecta; Diptera; Culicidae
Gene: EloB
Product: elongin-B
Exons: 3
Coding region: 315-671 (118 amino acids)
Biological process (GO): transcription elongation by RNA polymerase II
Cellular component (GO): elongin complex; VCB complex
Molecular function (GO): protein binding
Source: RefSeq, a predicted model, not a curated record
ACGUCAGUCAGAGUCGCGCACCAUCAUUCGACACACUCACAGAAAUAAGAGCAGCGGUAGUGUAUAGUACGUCCAGACUGGACUUAAAAGUGGUCAACGCAUCAGCGGAAGAUCAACGAGACGAAGGUGAAAGCAAGAUUGAAAUUAUUGUUUUCGCAGGAAAUUUCAAGGUGGAUCGUAAAUAAAUCGCCAUUAAACCGUUCCAGCAGAGUCUAGGGAAGGUCAAGUCACUUCACAACAUACUGACCAUCCGUGAAACUAAUUGACCGGCUUGAGUUUCGCACAGAGGCGGUGGUGACCUUUAUUUGCAAAAAAUGGAUGUCUUCAUGAUGAUUAGACGAAAGAAGACUACCAUCUUCACCGAUGCCAAAGAAACGACACCUAUAUUCGAACUCAAACGAAUGAUUGAAGGAAUCUUGAAAGUGCCUCCCAGGGAUCAACGCCUCUACAACAAGGACAACCAGUUGAUGGAGGAUGACCGAACGUUGCAGGAUUGUGGUAUAACGGUUGCCACGGCAAAGGCACAGUGCCCCGCCCAGCUCGGGUUGGCCGUCCGGGAUAAUGGGGGUGAUUUCGAAGUGCUGGAAAUGACACCUUACUCUCUGCCGCCGGAUCUACCAGAUGUAAUGAAAAAUCAGGACUCGGCAAACGGACAGGAUCAGCUUGCUUAAUCGGGGACUUUGUAGAUUUAUUUUUCGCUAUCAAUUGCAUCUGCAAAAAGUUUGUCACAUAGUUCGGCUAUAUGAUCAUAUUUCGUACAUCAAUACAUUUACAACCACACACCCGUGCACACACAUGUACAUGCAAACUUUACCCGCGCUCACUUACCGUCAACAUAGAUAGCACUUUCUGUUUCACAGUUUAGUUUUGCUUUUUUGGUAAAAUAUUGUGGUAGACUUUUGGAUGUUCAAAAAUGGGGAAAUAAUUGUCGACGCGUCGGACCGUGGAAUAAAAUAAGAUCAGUUUCAGCCGUGCUUAGGGAAUGCUUUUUCAAAGCAAGCGGUUAUCGUUUUCUGUAUUUUUAUUUUUACAUUUGUAAUUAAAUUGUGAAUUUAAUAAAUUAGUGUUCGAUUGGGAAA